This is a messenger RNA of Acanthopagrus latus (yellowfin seabream), 1896 nucleotides long. RefSeq names its product Cbp/p300-interacting transactivator, with Glu/Asp-rich carboxy-terminal domain, 4b (gene cited4b). Gene Ontology annotation, biological process: regulation of DNA-templated transcription. Gene Ontology annotation, cellular component: nucleus. The transcript is spliced from 2 exons. Bases 363 to 1151 code for a protein of 262 amino acids. Lineage: Eukaryota; Metazoa; Chordata; Actinopteri; Spariformes; Sparidae. The record is from RefSeq and is a predicted model, not a curated record.
CGACUGCCUUCCUCUGAGCUUUUUAGAUGUACAUAAUCCCUGAGUUGACCCAGAAAAUAGGCAGUCGUUUCAAGAUCUGAUGCGGCAGUCUUUGUGCGCACCGUCCCGUCCCCCUCCUCCUCUCAGCCCGAGCAUGAAGCGUAACCCUGCGGAAUACACACCGUAAGAUCCAGAGUGGAGCUUCGCCUUUUGCAGAGGGAGAACUCGUUUUCUUUUUUUUUUUUUUUUGUUUUGUUUUGUUUUGUUUUUUUUUAAGAAAAGGAAAGGGGGAGAGAAAAAAGGAGAGAGAGAGAGAGAGAGACGGGAGCAGAAGCGAAGUCGCGCAACUUUUUUGUGGAAACGUAGCGGAUACGGGAGGAGGCAUGGCAGACCAUCUGAUGAUGCCCAUGAAUCACAGCUCAGCGGGCGCCAGUCUCCACAGUUACAGGAUGGGCAUGAAUGGCGGCCUGCAGGCGGGUCACCAGCAGCACGCCAACCAGCAGGGCAUGAGGGCGCUGCCCAACGGCCAGAUGAUGCACUACGGCGGCGCCCAGGCCAACAUGGAGACCGCCAUGAGGCAGCGGCAAGGCAUGGUGGGCGGACCCAUGAACGGACAGCUGAACGGGGCCCAGAUGGGUCACCACCAGAUGACCUCUGGUAACAUGAUGUACAAUGGCCAGCCCCAGCAGCAGCAGCAGCAGCAGCAUCACCCUCAGCAGCAGCAUCACAUGCACCCGCAGCAGCACCAGCAACAGGCCCAGCACCCGCAGCAGCAGCAACAACAAGCCCAGCACCCACAGCAGCAGCAGCAACAGUUCAUGAACGGAGGGUUAACGUCCCAGCAGCUCAUGGCCAGCAUGCAGCUGCAGAAACUCAACACCCAGUACCACGGACACCCGCUGGGGCCUAUGGGUGGGAACCACAUGGGGCCCGCGGCCCAGUACCGCAUGAACCCGGCUCAGCUGGCCAACAUGCAGCACAUGGCUGGGCCGGCCCUGGCCCUGAACGGCAUGGACGCUGAUAUGAUCGACGAGGAGGUCCUGACCUCGCUGGUCAUGGAGCUGGGCUUGGACCGGGUCCAGGAGCUGCCAGAACUCUUCCUGGGCCAGAACGAGUUUGACUUCAUCUCAGACUUUGUCAGCAAACAGCAGCCCAGCACUGUCAGCUGCUGAGAGGACCUGAUUUGCAAAGCUGCACAAACGGAGACGGACGAGUGAGGAUUGUCCAGGGUGGACGAAGGGUGCUCAUCUCUUCGCUUUUUAAUUUCGCGGGCACCUCCCCUGUACAACGGAGCCGAGUCGAGGCGCAGGGUGCACAGAAGAGAACUCUGGAUAUCCACAGGGGACGCGGUGCUCGAGUCUCACGUGCGCUCGUGGCCGAGGGGCGUCUGGCUUCAGGGCCUGGCUCCGCCUCUCCCCUUUCCUGGACAUGAAUGUAAUAAAGAAAUGCUGAAAUUCUUAAAAGCCACUCUGAACAAUGCUAUGACACUGUGUAGCCUCCAAGCCUGGACUCUGACAGUUUACCAGUAAAAAGGUGUAUUUAUUUAUUCCUAUCUGAGAAAACUGAUAUAAAGAACAGCCACCUCUCCAUUUUUGGGAACCAAGUGGUUUUAAUGUUUUUUUGUUUCUUUUCCUGAGAGUAGAGCAGGGGAGAAAAUUAAAUGUAAGUUCUCUGCCCAUGAAUUUUAUUUUAUUUUUCCCCAUUCUAUCUGGCCUAGUAUUUAAAAUAAGCUCGGAUGACAAGUUCAUCUAAAAGAAAAAAAAAAGAGCCUGGAUUUUCUAUCACCACGGUCAGACAGAUGUACAACGUCCUCUUCGUUUGACCAGGGCUCUCAUCCAGAUCCUAAAAAAAACGGUUCACUUUUUUUGGUAAGGUGCCGCCUUUUUUUUAGAUGUGAUGUUCUCAAAAAAAAAAAAA